CAACUACGAAAAAGUCCACCAGUGUCAAACAGAGGCUCAGUGUCUGCUAUUGGAGGCGCGAGUUAUUUAGCCAUCCGUUACUAUCAUCUGCUCUGUGCGAUUAGAAUCCCAAAUUGCGGGCUUGUACUCCUGGUGUUUUCUGUUAAAGUCAUCCUUUAUCACUCUCACCACCUUGAGCUCAGGUUAUCUAUGCGAUUCUUUGUCGAAUGAGCCGCUCGCGGGAAUUGUCCCAGACGGUGGACAUUGGGGUGGGACAGCCAUCAUGCUGAGCACUUCUGCAAACCCGACUCAGAAGUCGCUCGCCCCGCAACCAGGCGCAUCCACCAAUGCUUCGGUCACAACAUCCCGCACAAGCCUCGAACGUGAAGGACUCCGUCCACCUGCCUCAACAGAUGGGGGACGCAACUUGUCCGCCUCGGCGGCGGUAUCGUUUGCACCACGCGGUUCUUCUCUCAACCCUUCGCCAGUACCCGGAAGCUUCAGUUCCGAUCUUCGCAGUCAGAUGACGGCGUCAAGAGCAGGGUCCAGGGCGGACGUGUACAACUUGGAGAAAUUGGACGAGGAAAGCCUGUCUGCGGCAGAGCAGGCGCUGAACGAACUCAAGGAAUCCCUCAACCGCGAAAUGAAGAUCAAGGAGGGCAGCGAGAAUCUUCUAGAAGCACUGAAUGUGAAGAAGGCAAAGCAGACCAAGGACCAACGACAGCGGGUUGAGGCCGAGUUAAACUUGUCCAACCACAAGAUCAAGGAGCUACGGCAGAAGAUCACUGAUGCACAACGGGCAAGAGCCCCUCCACCGGCUACGCCAACAAGACAACGGCCUGAGGCUGCGACGCAGAACAGUGGCCUGAGAUCGCCCCCGAGCGCUUCCAGGAGCCGGGCAGGGUCGGACUUUGAGGAUCCCGUGGAGCAGUCCCCGACCUUUGCGCUCGCCGAGAUCUUGCAGGCGCUCGAGGUUGAGGGACUAACACCCGAGUACUACGUGGGCCGUGCAAAUAGCUUGGUCGAUCUAUUCAAGAGACAUCCUACACUGAAGUAUGACCUGGUGUGGUCAGUCUUUGGCGAUCGGAUGCAGGUCAUGCUCUUGAGUGAUAGUAGGGAAGUAGUGGCUGCCGGGUACCGCAUGAUACGCUACGCCAUUUCAGACGUCUCCUCCCUCAAGAAGAUACGUAGCCUAAACACGGAUUAUAUGGUGGUCGUGUCAUUAGCUAAGGAUCGAAAGGCCGAUGUUGAACGAGAGCAAGCCCUGAAAUUUGUCCGUGCUUUCCUGGACGUCAAAGACGGGGUUCGGGAAGUGUCCAGAGCAGUCGUAAGGACCAUCGCCGCAGUUGCUGAACAUGCCGAAGACAGGUUGCGACCCAUCUGCAUUGAGACACUUGCCGAAAUACUGCUCAGAGAUGCAGCAUUGCUGACAUCUUGUGGGGGUUUGACACCUCUGUCAGAGGCCCUAGCUGAAGGUACAUACAAGGCCCCAGAAUCACUAGCAUCUGCUUUACUGUACUUGCUCGAUCGGCCUCAGACGCGGAAGUAUUUACGCUCCGGCUGUGAAUUGGAGGUUCUGUUCAUCGCUUUUACCGACGUCCUUUUCUCAUACGAGAACGUCGUGAAGCAGAAUUCGAAAGCAAUUGCGGCCUCAUUGAAGUCAUGGUCUGGUCUAAUGACUCUGUCCAUGUAUAACUUCAGAGCGGUUAGGUCCCUUGUCUCGAGCCUGAUGUUACCAAACCCGGCGAUUCGAGAAACGGUCAUCGAUCUGCUUUUUACACUGCUUCGAAUCAAGCCACCAGCCUGGGCCACGUCGUUCCUGGCUGGGAGACGACUGACUACCUAUGGGAGGGUAGCCACUCUGAAGUCCACAACAGUGGCGAAGGGCACUACGUUUUAUGAAGAUGACGGUGCAGAACAUAGCUUUGUAGAACACUACACCGCCUUACUGUUGGCCAUUUUCAUCAGAGCUGGCAUGUUGCCCAAUUUGCUGCACGUGGCGCAGGACAUGGACAACCCCCCUUUGAAGCGCAAGACGACCUUGCUCAUUGGCGAAGUCCUGAAGUUGGCCAGUCGGCUGCUUCCCCCAUCUUGGAGCGCCGAGCUUCAACUUCUACCUGAACUUUUCUCUGCUGCAGUGGAAUUUCAGCACGAUGGACGCUUCAAUGCGACGGGUGUUGUUUAUCAGAUUAGCAGCGUCAGCCGUACGCUUUAUCGGUCAGCUCCUUCCAGCUUUGCUGCCGGCAACAUUCCGUCAAGCAGCACCUUAGAGCACCUUGGGUCCAUUGAGGAAACGCCGAAGAACAGCACGCUGGUCAAUACAGACGAUGCAACAUUCCGUCAACUUCUGAUAGAUUCGGGCGUCCUGAGCAGCUCGAAUCCUCUGAAGUGGGAUUGGGAUGUCACACUCAAAAUCAUUGAAGGCCCUCUCAUGAAUGGUAAACGCCUAGAGGAAGCCAUCAAAGCGUCCAAGUUCGUGAAGAGAACCGUGAGUUUUUUCAGGCCUUUUAAGUACAGGUUCUCGACAUACAAGAGCACCCGAAAUACACAGAAGUACGUCAGAGUUGGUUGCGCUCUCAUGCACACACUCCUACAAACUCCAGAGGGGACCCGAUACUUGGCCGACAACAAACUGCUGCGGCAAAUUGCCGAGUGCCUGGCCCAGUGCGAUCCAACCAGCGGUCUUACAGCGCAGUAUCCGAUGUUCUCUAAAGAUCACCUCAGCGAUACCCUAUGUUCGGGUUACUUCCCCAUGUUGGGGGUUCUCAGUGGUGAUCCGAAGGGACUGCAAAUGCUUGAGAGGUGGCGCAUCUUCAACAUGAUGUAUCACAUUGUUGACCUCAAGCAGCGACCCGAUCUUAUCAAGCUGCUGUUGAGCAAUUUUGACUAUAGCCUGCAGGGGCACCCUCGAGUCCUGCUUUCCAAGGCAUUGACAGCCGGUACGAAGGACAUGCGCAGCCACGCCACAAACGUGCUUAGGAAGUACGCUACGAGGCAGCAUGUGACUCCGUCGGGCCAGGUGGUCUCUGAUUCCAAAUGGGCCAUACAGCUUCUGGUGACACAACUCUAUGACCCUGAAGUGGAGGUAUGUGCCACAGCGGUCAAGAUCCUCGAAAAGGCUUGCAACAAUAAGUACCUGCUUGAAUACAUUGUCGAGUGCCGCCCAGCGCUGGACCAUCUGGGCGAGAUAGGCGCCCCCCUGCUCCUGCGGUUCUUGUCUACCUCGAUUGGAUACCAUUACCUCGAUGGACUGGACUACAUCAGCAACGAGAUGGAUGAUUGGUUCCUCGGUCGUAAUGACAACUACGUUGGGCUGAUCGAAGCAAGUCUUGCUCGGUCAUUUAUUGACACCUCAGACGAUCACCCAAAUCGCCUCAGCAUGUAUGAGGAUGACUUGGAUGGGGAUCAUGACAUCUUUGUCCCGCCUCACUUCUACCGAGAACUCACACGCACCAAGGAGGGCUGCAGGCUACUGGAGGGCAAAGGUCACUUCGAGGAAUUUGCAACAACGGUUCGCGAGCAUGGAAUGCAAUCAGAAGACCCAGAGAUCAUGACCAAAGUCAAGGGAUGUCUGUGGGCCGUGGGUAAUGUCGGAUCCAUGGAGCUUGGAGCACCCUUCCUGGAAUCCAGUGACGUUGUCGAGCACAUAGUCAAAAUUGCAGAGACACACGAGGUGAUGAGCUUGCGCGGUACCGCCUUUUUCGUGCUCGGCCUCAUCUCCAGGUCGGUGCAUGGGCUCGAAAUCCUCUCGGAGCAUGGUUGGGAUUCCAAUUGCACUCCCUUGGGCAUCUCGCUCGGCUUUUGUCUGCCGAUGAAUCUCUCUAAAUUCUUCUCUUUCAAACCUUGGAAGCACGAGACCGUUGCCUCUGUUGCACUUCCUGAUACUCAAAAAACCGUCGUGCCACCACCACCGCCAGUGAUGAGAGAUGCAGAUGAAACCAACCAGAGGAUACUGGAGCUCAUGGUGGAGAUGGGCAACAUGGUGCUCUACAAGAAGGCGAAGAUGGAGUUGAUGAUGCUGAGACAAAAGAAGGCCCCUGGCUUCAGGCAGCCAGCCCUGUUCCGAAAAGUCUUCUCACUCCUGGAAAACCAUCACUACCGUCUAGGCGACCGACACAUGGUUUUCGAGUUGUUCGACAAGAGCGUGCUCAGGCAGAUAGUCUAUGGCGACGACAGUGAGGAUGAAGUCGAAAGCAGCUCGGGGGACGAACAGAGGACGGAGCGGCAGAGGAGCAUCAGUGAUCCGUCCGAGGUGGACAAGUUCAUGGCAAAAAUGCCCAAGGGCUCGAUCUAAGACAAGAGGGAUCUUGUCGAAUCAGGAUACGACGAUGCGCAGCCUCCAAAAGGGGGUCCCUUCAAUUGUAACAGUAGCGCCAGAUGACACAGGAAAGGGGAAAGAGAGGGGCCUUGAUCUAGCUUUGCAUAUAUAGUCGUCCAGGUGGGCGAAGGCUGCGGACAGCCGGCGUUUGAGAGAGAGAGAGAGAGAGAGAGAAAGAGAUUCGA
This is a messenger RNA of Pseudomassariella vexata, 4482 nucleotides long. RefSeq names its product Rapamycin-insensitive companion of mTOR, N-term-domain-containing protein. The record is from RefSeq and is a predicted model, not a curated record. NCBI's taxonomy places the organism in Eukaryota, Fungi, Ascomycota, Sordariomycetes, Amphisphaeriales, Pseudomassariaceae. Gene Ontology annotation, cellular component: TORC2 complex. Gene Ontology annotation, biological process: TORC2 signaling. The transcript is spliced from 2 exons. The coding region runs from base 263 to 4273 and encodes 1336 amino acids.